Messenger RNA from Salvia splendens (bonfire salvia), 863 nucleotides. Its product is annotated as cytochrome c oxidase assembly protein COX19. The transcript is spliced from 4 exons. The coding region runs from base 170 to 448 and encodes 92 amino acids. The record is from RefSeq and is a predicted model, not a curated record. NCBI's taxonomy places the organism in Eukaryota, Viridiplantae, Streptophyta, Magnoliopsida, Lamiales, Lamiaceae.
CUCACAAACGAGUAGGCUGCUUUAAUGCCAUCCCCAUUUAUUUAAAUUAGCCUAAGAUAAAAAAAAGCCCAUUUCCGGUUAACCGGCGGUGAUUUCGCCGAUUUCACGAAUUCAUCUCCGACUAUCCUCGCCUAGGAUUUCUCUCCGUGAAAAUUCGAUAUUUUCAUCAAUGAGUGCAGGAGGUGCAUUUGGUGGAAAUAGAGGAGCAAGACCAGUGCCACCAGAAAAGGGAGUUUUCCCUUUGGAUCAUAUGCAUCUAUGCGACCUGGAAAAGAAAGAGUACAUUAAAUGUUUGAAGAAUGAGGGUCAUAAAUCUGAUAAAUGCAGACAGUUCUCCAAGAAGUACCUGGAGUGUCGUAUGGAAAAGAAUUUGAUGGCAAAGCAAGAUAUGUCAGAACUUGGAUUUAGAAAAGGAGAUGAAUUGCAAGCUCCUCCUAGUGAAGAUUAGGAUGGACUGAGAUAUAAUGAAGACUGAAGACCACAUUCUCGAAGUUUCUUCAACAUGAAAACAUUCUUUUCGCCUCGGCCCAUCAAGAAAAGGGGGGAGACUCUUCUCAUGGGAGAUAUGUUGACGUUCAUGGUCCCAACUCAUAUUUUAGUGACAUUUGUAAUUAUAAAUGUCAUUGUAUAUGAGUUUGAACAUGGAUCUCGACCGCCUCCUCUGAGACGACCAGACACCAGUUUCAAGAAUAUGUUAAAGUCUCACUAUUUGACCCAUGGACCAUGGUACAUCAUAUUUCAAGGCUUUUGGCUUGUGAUUCAGAAUUUCAUAUUGUUGGUGUGAUUUUACUGGGGGAUUAAGGAAACUAUGUCAUAUGAAAUGAGAGUGUUGAUUUUCAAUGAAGAAAAGUAUUUACUCUAUA